AACUAGUGACUUUAGACUUUAUUCUGCCAUACAGCCGGAUAUAGCGCUUUCCCGACACCGUAUUUCGAGCUCAUUUUUUUCGAGACAGACUGCCAGCCGCUUGAGUUUGGUAUCCUUAUAUCCGUGGUUUUUAUCUAUAUUUCUUGAUUAUUCCUAACCUGAACAUUCCUUAAUUUUAAAAAUUAAUAUCUCGGUUCACUAGACAGAGCAACGCUUUUCUUAGAUUUAUUCGUUCGUUUAAUUUCGAUUUUUAAGCCACUAGUCAUACGUUACGUGCCAACAUGGACAAUUUGGAAGUCAAGUUUGAACAGAGUCAUAGUUUGAACAGAGAGAUUCAACUUGAUAAAAUCCAUGAAGAGAAUCCGCGAGAUUCGCGAGAUGAAGUCACCUCGCAUGGUGAUGAAGAGCAGCGAGAGAAAUUGAUACGACUACCUCUGGGAAGAAUAAAAACCAUCAUCAAAAUGGAUCCUGAAGUUUGUUUAGUUAAUCAAGAGGCUACGUUUUUGGUGGCGAAGUCAGUGGAAUUUUUUAUUGAAUCUCUUGCAAAAGAAGCUUAUAAAUAUACUGCACAAGCAAAAAAAAAGACUGUUCAAAAACGUGAUGUAGAAAAUGCCAUUGAUAACGUGGAUGCACUUGUAUUUUUAGAAGGUAUGCUCGAUUAAUUGCAUAAUUAGUUAGCUGUUAUUAUAGAACUGAAAAAAAUUAAUAUUUUUUUAUUUUUUUUACAAUCGUAAGGUUACAAUAUUUGUGAUAUUUGCGAGCAUUAAAUACUGUUGCAAUGAUUUGUUAUAUUGUAUAUUUUUAAUAUCAUAUAAAUAAGAAUAUUUAAAUACGAUAAUUUAUCCAUGUAAUAACUAGGAAAAUGUUUGUGUCUCUUUCAUCUGCUACAAUAAUAAAAUUAGUUGUUCCUUACUGUA
This is a messenger RNA of Atta colombica, 917 nucleotides long. RefSeq names its product DNA polymerase epsilon subunit 4 (gene PolE4). Gene Ontology annotation, molecular function: protein heterodimerization activity. Gene Ontology annotation, cellular component: nucleus; epsilon DNA polymerase complex. The coding region runs from base 282 to 662 and encodes 126 amino acids. The transcript has 3 exons. Lineage: Eukaryota; Metazoa; Arthropoda; Insecta; Hymenoptera; Formicidae. The record is from RefSeq and is a predicted model, not a curated record.